UUUUUUUUUUUUGGGUAAAGUGGCAUUACUUGGACUGAUGAGCUAAAGGAAUAAACUCGGGCAACCUCUGCUGACAAUGUCUAGUGGGUAUGAAGUGCCCGGUGGGAUGUUUGGUCGAUCACAAGUUUUUUUGAGGAAAGGUCGAUCGGAAGUUAUUCGCACCAACCCACAAAUGGAUGAAGUAUGACUGGAAGAGGAGGUGGUUGGCCCGAGCACUCUCCCACCUACCCGGUCCCCUCUCCUCUUAUUCAAGGCCCCCCCUCACCUUUCUCCAAAACUUGGCCUCCAUCACAUCUGCUGAGCUCUCCAAUCUCUUGGCAACUUUGCCUCUCUAUUGAGUUCUCUUUCUAUCCCUUCCUUUUUCAUCAUGGGCUCUGAGAUGGUGAUGGUGGAUGGAGUUCCAUUCCCUCCUGAGGUCACCGUUGCCAAACCUUUAGCGCUCCUUGGCCAUGGUAUUACGGAUAUUGAGAUCCAUUUCCUUCAGAUAAAGUACAACGCUAUUGGAAUUUACAUGGAAAAAAAUAUCGUCGAACACUUGGGUAGUUGGAAAGGAAAAAAGGGAGCUGAGUUAGCUGAAGACGAUCUCUUCUUUGAGGCUCUUGCGGCAGCUCCUGUGGAUAAAUUUUUCAGAAUCGUGGUAAUAAAGGAGAUAAAGGGCUCUCAGUAUGGUGUGCAACUGGAGAGUGCUGUGAGGGAUCGGUUGGCAGCCAUUGAUAAAUAUGAAGAAGGAGAAGAGGAAGCACUUGAGAAGGUUUCUGAAUUUUUUCAGACCAAAUAUUUUAAGAAGGAUUCUGUGAUCACCUUUGGUUUUCCUGCAACUCCUUGCACUGCAGAGAUAUCAUUUGUAACAGAAGGAAAGGAACAAACAAAAAUCAAGGUAGAGAAUGCAAAUGUGGUUGAGAUGAUCCAGAAAUGGUACUUGGGUGGGAGCAGAGCUGUGUCUCCAACUACAGUGAAAAGCUUGGCUGAAAAUCUUGGAGCAAUGCUUUCACAGUAGAUUUUUAUCUUUCUACUUUGUAGUUUGGUUUGGUUGCAAAUAAAUUCCACUUCAAUAAAU
This is a messenger RNA of Elaeis guineensis (African oil palm), 1057 nucleotides long. RefSeq names its product chalcone isomerase-like protein 2. Lineage: Eukaryota; Viridiplantae; Streptophyta; Magnoliopsida; Arecales; Arecaceae. Gene Ontology annotation, molecular function: intramolecular lyase activity. The record is from RefSeq and is a predicted model, not a curated record.